AUGCUCGUCAACACCAGAUCACCGUGGUCCAUGACCAGCAUGCUUCUGCUGCUCGCUUCUCUCUUCGCCGUGCUCCCGGCAGUUGCUGCCGACGACUCCAAAAUUAUCAAAGGCUACGACUUCAACGGCGCCAUCCAGAAGCUCGACAUUGCCCCCCAACCAUCGCUCUACUCGGGGGGCUUCGCAGACUGUCUCCGCGGCGGCAGCUUGUUCAACUUUUCCACAUUCGAUGUCGCAUACUACACGAACAAGAGCCACCAUACAAUCUUCUUCCAUCUCGAUGGAGCCAGCAACAUCCGAAAAGAGUCGCUCGUUCUCCACCUAUCCAUCCAGGCGUAUGGCCAGGCGCGAUUUGACAUGUCCUACGAUCCUUGCAAGGCGCACAUGGAUUCCCUCUGCCCGCUGACAUCGGAUAAGCGCAUCAGCGCGUUUGCCGUUGUCCCAUUAUCAUCAGACGAUGUGGCCGGCAUGCCCGAGGUCACCAUGGGUAUCCCCGACUUCGAGGGCUUUGCGCGGAUGCAAAUCUUUGCCAACUCUACGCAGACGGAGAUUGGCUGUUUUCAGACUGUCAUGUCCAAUGGCAAGACUCUGUCGCAGCCUGAGGCCAUCGGAACCACUGUUGGUGUCUUCGUCAUUGCCACUAUGCUCUCCUCCUUCAUUACCGCAGCGUAUGGUAUCAGUGUCCCUCAUAUGCGCAUGCACUACGCCCACUCGUUUUCCGUCCUGAUCGUGUUCGAAACGUUUCAGUACAUCUUCUUCUCCGGCGCACUGUCUGUCAAUUGGCCUAGCGUGCUGCCAGCCUGGUGGAGCAAUUUCGCGUGGCCCUCGGGUAUGUUUGCUACGCACAGUCUCGUGCGCUCUAUCAGCUCCUUUACCGGAAAUGUCGUGAGCGUGACCCAGGUGGGAGGUGCGGGGUCUGUACCUAUAAACAACAACGGGGGCUUAACGCAGCAAAUAUACGGCCGCGCGGAUCCCGCAACUGGAGAGCAGCCUUCGCCGGUCACAGACCUCGAUGGCUACGCCUGGGGUGGCGAGCCGAACCCUCCAGGGAUGCCCAUGCCAGGCACCUGGCCUGGUCUUCCCGGAACACUCUCCGAGGUCUACAUCCCUCCAGCAGAGGCCUUCACGUUGGCCUUGAUUUGGUUCAUGGCUAUGAUUGGUCUGGUAGCGGUGCUGAUCGUGCUGUUUAAGCUGACACUCGAUGUGUUGAUCAGAUUCAAACUCCUCAGAACGGAUGGCUUCAACUACUUUCGCAGCCAUCUGGGUGGCUAUCUUGCGGCUGCCUUAUUGCGCACCUGCUUCAUUGGAUUCUUUGUCAUGACUACGCUUGCAAUGUAUCAGUUUUCCCUUCGUGGCCCGGACGGCCCCACCGCGAUUGCUGCCAUUGUCUUUUUGCUUUUCCUGGUGGGCGUUGGAAGUAUAGCUGCAUAUGCCUGCUACUUUCGCCUGCGACAUGGCAAGUACUCUACCGCACCCGAUUCUAUCCGGUUCGAAAGCGCGAAGCUCUUUAAGAAAGUUCCAUUUGUCUCUGCAAUUCGAAACAGUGAGCGCGGAGAGGAGGAGACAGCUGAGCAACGCCGCCUGUACGCCUCAGUACCCAUCACCAGGAUUGUUUACACCGAUGACAACCCGAACCGCCCGACCGUCCAUCAAGAUGCGGGCUUCAUCAAGAGAUUUGGCUGGCUAUCUGGCCGCUACCGUCGUACCCGCUGGUGGUAUUUCGCCGUCUAUCUAGGGUACCAAUUCAUUCGCGCGUGCUUCAUUGGUGGAGGCGCUCGUACACCACUGGCGCAAGUCUUUGGAUUGUUCUUGUUUGAGAUUAUUGCCUCUAUCAUCAUCAUCAAGUUGACGGCCUUUGAGGGCUCUCGCAAUACGGUGGUUGCUGUUUGGAUCAUAUCCAUCGCCAAAAUCCUUACUACGGGGCUGUCCAUUGCCUUUAUUGCCGACUACAACGUCAACCGAAUUGGCGCAACUGCGAUUGGCCUCAUCAUUGUUGUGGUACAGGCUUUCCUUGCCAUCGUGGUAUUGGUGCUCGCUGCACUGGGCAUUAUGUCGUCGUGGAUGUCGCUGUCGCGUAACAAGGAAGAAUUCACUGAACCUUUUGUCGACAUGCGUGUCAAAUAUUUUGAGCAUAUGCAGAAGCGCACCGACGACUUACCUACGCCACCGAAGGAAGACGAAAUGGAGGCAACGGCCCCAGAGCCAGGCUUUAACGUGCGCAAUGUUCGACGAGCCCCAAAGAUUGAAGAUGAAGAUGAGCUGGCAGAGAUAUCGCCGCCACAGCCCGGAUUUGCAGGACAAGCUGGCGGCAGUGGCCAGCGCAGUCGCGCCAAUAGCGGUAGCUCGCGCUACUCGGCUAGCAGUAUUCCGCGUGCGGCACGGGUACACCGAGCCUCUUGGAGUUCGAAGGAGUUUUCCCAGAUGCAGGCUGAAAUGAUGACUCGACCAGAAAUCCAGCGAGGGACCCAUUCUAGAAGCAACUCGCAACGCAUGUCUUCUGCGAGCAUUGCCGCCGUUAUGGGUACCGACUCCCCGGGCAGCAGCACACCAGUUCGAAGACCAAUGACUCCCACGCGCGAGUCCUCGGAAGAUGCGAGAGACAUUUCGGAAACUACAACAUCGCAGACGACGCCUACGAAGCGAAGCGAUGAAGAGAUGCCCGAAGAGAAAACGGAAAAGCCCGCACCGGUUCAAAAGACCGAGCAGCAGGUGGCUGUCGAGGAUACCACGGUGUCGGAAGCCGUGGCCGAUAAAACAAGAGACGAAAAGGCCGCUCUAUAA
Cordyceps fumosorosea ARSEF 2679 is the source of this 2781-nucleotide messenger RNA. RefSeq names its product TRP-like ion channel. Gene Ontology annotation, biological process: transmembrane transport; fungal-type cell wall biogenesis. Lineage: Eukaryota; Fungi; Ascomycota; Sordariomycetes; Hypocreales; Cordycipitaceae. The transcript has a single exon. The record is from RefSeq and is a predicted model, not a curated record. The coding region runs from base 1 to 2781 and encodes 926 amino acids.